AUGCUUGCUAUAUGGAACAGCUUGAACGAGCUCCGAAGCUACAGGCAGAAUUAUCUGAUGACGGAUUUCCCGAUGAGGUUGUGCCAAUUUGAAAAACAUCAUACAAUAAGGAGAAUGGUUGUGGAGCAGAACAGAAUAUCUAAACAUCAAGCCCUUCAUAUUCAGAUAGUUAUAAAUACUGAGUGGGGUGCAUUUGGAGAUGAUGGAAGUCUGAAAUUCAUUUAUACGGAUUUUGAUCGGCAAGUAGAUGAGAGUAAAGAUAAACCGCGCCAAUUCAGCUUCGAAAAAAUGAUAGCGGGAGUGUAUAUGGGCGAAAUAGUACGAUUGGUGAUUGAAACUUUAGCGAAAGAAGGUGUUUUAUUUGGUGGAGAAGUGGAAGCCAUUUCGCGAAAAGGCUGUUUCAAAACAAGAUUUAUAUCAGAUAUUGUAGAAGAUCUCGUCGGUGAGGAUGAAAAAACAUUUCAAACUACAAAUCGUACACUUAGCCAGCUUGGAGUGAGAAAUCUGUAUUUUGCAGAUUGUGCCAAUGUUGCUUAUAUCUGUAGUGUAAUCAGUGCAAGGCAAGCAUUUUGUACAAAUACCUUUGAUCCAAGGGCGGCUCAUCUGUUAGCAGCUGGCAUUGCAACUCUUAUAAAUAGACUGCAGCGACCUAUGGUAACAGUUGGUAUAGAUGGAUCUAUUUAUCGAUACCAUCCUCUCUUUCCAAAGUUGCUGGAUGACAAAAUCGCUGAGCUUAUCGACGAAAAUCUACGAGUACUUAAAACGCAUGCAAAAAUCAUCACCGCGCUUACCAAACCAUUUCAGUACAAAUUGAUGUUAUCCGAAGAUGGAAGUGGAAUUGGAGCAGCAGUAGUUGCUGCAGUUGCGGCUCGUAUGAGAGAACCGAGAGAAGAAGAGCCUCCUUCAGAUAAAGUUAAAAUAGAAGAAAAUGAAAACGUAGAAUCUUAA
Molecule: messenger RNA, 948 nt
Organism: Cylicostephanus goldi
Lineage: Eukaryota; Metazoa; Nematoda; Chromadorea; Rhabditida; Strongylidae
Source: the annotation of a GenBank genome assembly